Molecule: messenger RNA, 335 nt
Organism: Microtus oregoni (creeping vole)
Lineage: Eukaryota; Metazoa; Chordata; Mammalia; Rodentia; Cricetidae
Gene: Fate1
Product: fetal and adult testis expressed 1
Exons: 3
Coding region: 51-335 (94 amino acids)
Biological process (GO): negative regulation of mitochondrial calcium ion concentration; negative regulation of apoptotic process
Cellular component (GO): mitochondrial outer membrane; endoplasmic reticulum; mitochondria-associated endoplasmic reticulum membrane contact site
Molecular function (GO): ubiquitin protein ligase binding
Source: RefSeq, a predicted model, not a curated record
GAUGCCCAUCUCCAGGACUUUUCUGGCAACUUCCAAGGGGCGGGGUCCUUAUGAGCAGUAAGAGCUCAACCGUCUUGUUCCUGGCUACUUGGGGAGGAACAUGCCAGGGUCAGGGCCAUAGAGACUGUCUGGAGGCAGAUAUAGUGGCAGAGAUUGGCCUGGAAGAACUCAAUGGGCUGGAGAUAGAAGUCAUGAGAAAGCAGAUGCAAGUCAUUUCUGGGCGGCUGCAUGCCCUUGAGGACUGGGAUGUCAUCUGGUGCCAUAAGGAGGCUGUGCUCUGUAGUCUGCUGGUAUUAUUCUGCGUAGCCAACCUGUGGCUUUGGAUGCACCAGUGA